CUCCCCAGGAGUAGCAAUGCUCCCUCUGCCUGCCAAACCCACACUGUGCAGCAGUGCGAUGCUGUUGUCAUCAAGGCUCGAAAACCGUCCAGUGCAAUGUCAGCAAAAAGCCAUCUCUGACCACAUCAGAGACAUCUGGUUUGGAACCCCAGAGGGAGAGUUUGUGUCCAUGGGCAUUAUCUCUGAUGGCAACUCCUAUGGUGUUCCUGAUGAUCUGCUCUACUCAUUCCCUGUUACAACCAAGGUGAGGCAUUUGGGAUUAUUUUCCUCCAUCCCCUAAGGGGAAAGUAAUUGU
Molecule: messenger RNA, 295 nt
Organism: Sus scrofa (pig)
Lineage: Eukaryota; Metazoa; Chordata; Mammalia; Artiodactyla; Suidae
Source: RefSeq, a predicted model, not a curated record